CUCUGCUCUGCUCUGCUCCUGGGCAGUUCUGGUUGGUUUUCAAGGACAUUUGAAGUGUUUGCCAUAAACUCUGGGCCCAGGCAGGAAAGGGGGGGAGGCUGUUGAUUGUUGGAACACACACCUGUCCAGGUGCAGGGGAGCUGGAGGCUCUGUGAGAAGAGGGUCAGCUCAGCCACAGCAGGACUGACAGGACCUGAUGGAGGAACUGGUGGGGCUGCGCGAGGGCUCCUCAGGGGACCCUGUAACUCUGUGGGAGCUAUGGGGCCCAUGUCCCCGCAUCCGCCGAGGCAUCCGCGGAGGCCUGGCGUGGCUGAAGCAGAAGCUGUUCCGCCUGGGCGAGGACUGGUACUUCCUGCUGGCCCUCGGGGUGCUCAUGGCCAUGGUCAGCUACGCCAUGGACUUCGCUGUCAGGAGUGUGGUCCGAGCACACCAGUGGCUGUACCGGGAGAUUGGGGACGGUCACCUGCUCCGGUAUCUCUCCUGGACCGUGUACCCUGUGGCCCUCGUCUCUUUCUCCUCGGGCUUCUCCCAGAGCAUCACGCCCUCCUCUGGAGGUUCUGGAAUUCCAGAGCUGAAGACCAUCUUGUCGGGUGUGAUCCUGGAGGACUACCUGGAUAUUAAGAACUUUGGGGCCAAGGUGGUGGGCCUCUCCUGCACCCUGGCCUGUGGCAGCACUGUCUUCCUGGGCAAAGUGGGUCCCUUCGUGCACCUGUCUGUGAUGAUGGCGGCCUAUCUGGGCCGUGUGCGCACAGCGAUCAGCGGGGAGCCUGAGAACAAGAGCAAGCAAACCGAAAUGCUGGCGGCCGCGGCGGCAGUGGGCGUGGCCACAGUCUUCGCAGCUCCGUUCAGCGGCGUCCUGUUCAGCAUCGAGGUCAUGUCUUCCCACUUCUCUGUCUGGGAUUACUGGAGGGGCUUCUUUGCAGCCACCUGCGGGGCUUUCAUGUUCCGACUCCUGGCGGUCUUCAACAGCGAGCAGGAGACCAUCACCUCCCUCUUCAAGACCAGUUUUCGGGUGGAAGUCCCCUUCGACCUGCCAGAGAUCUUCUUUUUUGUGGCACUGGGGGGUAUCUGCGGCAUCGUGAGCUGCGCUUACCUCUUCUGCCAGCGAGUCUUCCUUGGUUUCAUCAAGAACAAUCGGUUCAGCUCCAAGCUCAUGGUCACUAGCAAGCCUGUGUACUCCGCCCUGGCCGCCCUGGUUCUCGCCUCCAUCACCUACCCGCCUGGCCUGGGCCGCUUCCUGGGUUCUCGGCUGUCCAUGCAGCAGCAUCUGGACUCACUGUUCGACAACCACUCCUGGGUGCUGAUGACCCGGAACUCCAGCCCACCCUGGCCUGAGGAGCUUGACCCCCAGCACCUGUGGUGGGAAUGGUACCACCCGAGGUUCACCAUCUUUGGGACCCUUGCCUUCUUCCUGGUUAUGAAGUUCUGGAUGCUGAUUCUGGCCACCACCAUCCCCAUGCCUGCCGGGUACUUCAUGCCCGUCUUUGUCUUCGGAGCUGCCAUCGGGCGCCUCUUUGGGGAGACUGUCUCUUUCAUUUUUCCUGAGGGCAUAGUGGCUGGAGGGGUCACCAAUCCCAUCAUGCCCGGGGGGUAUGCCCUGGCAGGGGCUGCAGCCUUCUCAGGGGCUGUGACCCACACCAUCUCCACGGCGCUGCUGGCCUUUGAGAUGACCGGCCAGAUAGUGCAUUCGUUGCCCGUGCUGAUGGCAGUGCUGGCAGCCAAUGCCAUUGCACAGAGCUGCCAGCCCUCUUUCUACGAUGGCACCAUCAUCGUCAAGAAGCUGCCAUACCUGCCACGGAUUCUGGGCCGCAAGAUCCGCUCCCACUGUGUGAGGGUGGAACACUUCAUGAACCACAGCGUCACCACGCUGGCCAAGGACAUGCCGCUGGAGGAGGUGGUCAAGGUCGUGACCUCCACAGACACAGCCGAGUAUCCCCUGGUGGAGAGCACAGAGUCCCAGAUCCUGGUGGGCAUCGUGCGAAGGCCCCAGCUGGUGCAGGCCCUCCAGGCUGAGCCUCUUUCCUGGGCUCCAGGAGAGCAGCGUCUCCAGGACAUCUUGGCUGGGGGCUGCCCCACGGAACCAGUGACCCUGAAGCUGUCCCCAGAGACCUCCCUGCAUGAGGCACACAACCUCUUUGAGCUGUUGAACCUUCAGUCCCUCUUUGUGACAUCGCGGGGCAGAGCUGUGGGCUGCGUGUCCUGGGUAGAGAUGAAGAAAGCAAUUUCCAACCUGACAAAUCCACCAGCCCCACAGUGAGCCGGCCCAGCAAGAUGCCCACAGCACCCCGGCCGCCCUGGUGCUGUGGUUGGGCCGAGACCCUGCUGUCUUCCCCCAUCACCACCCACACCUCCCUCCAGCCCAGCUCCAUUUCCUUGGCAUAAGAGGCAGCUCUAACCUAGCCCGGAAGAGGAUGGCUCAUCCUGGAAGAAACGAUGGCUCCUGAUUGAAAAGCACAUCCCACCUUGGACAGAGCUCAGAGCGUGAGAUGCCAGAAAACCAGUAUCUGGCAGGUGCUCAGUGACUGACUAUCACAUUAAUGAAUGACAAGGUUGGGGUAUGCUGUCACCAAGGGCAGGCACAGAUGCUCUCUGGGGUUGUCUGAUUCCCAGUGAGAGGCUCCUGAGAAAAAUAAAGCUGGUUCCCAGA
Molecule: messenger RNA, 2647 nt
Organism: Saimiri boliviensis boliviensis (Bolivian squirrel monkey)
Lineage: Eukaryota; Metazoa; Chordata; Mammalia; Primates; Cebidae
Product: chloride channel protein ClC-Kb
Biological process (GO): transmembrane transport; chloride transport
Cellular component (GO): plasma membrane
Molecular function (GO): voltage-gated chloride channel activity
Source: RefSeq, a predicted model, not a curated record